GCAGUGCACACAGCAAACCCGCGCACUUACGUAAGGACAUCCAUGGUAUCCAAGCUCGUAACUAUGAACCUCCUCUUAAACAACAUGGCGCAUGUGUACAGCUGCGCUGCAAAUAUAGACGAUACAUCCAGUUAGGUGGGAAAUGAGCCAUUUAUGCUCACCUAGCACCUAAAAUAGACUUCGGCGACACGAUCGGAUGCAGACGCUCGCGCCUGUUUACUUUGACAAACAGCAUCAGUCUCUGCGCGCUUUGACAACUUUGCGCGAGCUCACCUGUUUACCAUGAAGACGAGAGAGCCUUUCAGGUCCUGAACCGUUACUUCGUUUCAGAUCGAAUGUUUUGUUACUGCGGGUACCGUGUAUGCGGGUACUGUGAGUUCUUUUAACUUGUUUUAGUUAAGAAAAAAGCACAAAAAAGCUAUGUGACUGCGACCUUAACCAGACUUCAACGGAUGAAGAAAUGCUACUCAACAUUAUGAGAGAAAACAACACACAACUGCACCAGGGGGAAAGGGAGAGAGAUAGACUCCCUCCAAUUUCAAAUCAUUCCUCUGGUACUGAUCGUGGACCAAAGCAGCCAUAUCCUUCCCUCAAUUUAAUCUCAAACCACAAAAAGGAGGCUGGUAGCCACAGCUUCUCCUCCCAGUUUAUUCUUCCUGGCAUACGGCAUGGCAGAGAUCUUCCCCCCAUCUGUCCUGAUGUCAGACAAAAGCAUCAACAUCGCAUCACCAUUGACAUUCUGUCUCCUGAGGUCAGGGCUCGCUUUGCCUCCGAUCCUGUCAUCCCCAUCCGCACCAAGACAGCCAAAGAGUUUCAGGAGGACAUUGAGAGGGCCACGGUCUCCGGCGAUUGGAAACACGUCCAUGACUUCUACUUGACCACAUUCGACUCCUUUUUGGAACUGAAUGCUGCCUUUAAGAAAGAAGCAAACGCUCCGUUCAACACGAUUGAAGACUCAGGAAUCAAUACCAAAUUUGUCAAUGCUGUCUAUGACGCGUUAUUGCUCACGCCUCCUGAUACCCAGAGAGCAGUGCUGAAGGGGAUCAUUAACAGCUUGUUAAGAGAAUGGAAGGGUCGACGGACGAAGGAUGACCUGAGAGCGUAUUUCAUUCUAGUUCAGAAUCCUCAGUGCACCAGCCCAGCCACAUAUGUCAUCUAUGCACACUUACUGAGGCAAAUAGCCGCGCUGGCUGAAGCAGACCAUAAUUUCCUGAUGCACUGGUUUAAGAAGCUGUCCCAGAAACGAUUCAAACAGCUGGUGGAGCGGCUCCACUUCUUCAUCUCCACCCGUCUGUUCCCAGCCAAGCCUGAGGAGCUGCCCCCCAUGGCCAAGUGCUACUGGUGGAUCCCCUCCGCCACCAAGGUCCUCUCCCUCCUCAAUGCAGCCAAUAGCAUUUCAUGCACUCCCUUCAUGCCCUUUGUUGACUUCUACAACCUCACACUGGACCACACUGACUUCAUGGAGGAUUAUCACACAUGGCAGACUCAUGGAAACUCUACCAGGUUUACAUUCUGCCAGUUCCCCUUCAUUCUAUCCACGGUGGUGAAGAAAGCAAUCAUCCAGAAGGACUCGGAGCAGCAGAUGAUCAGCAUGGCCAGGCAAAGCCUAGUGGACAAAGUGUCUCGCAGACAGCGAGUUGACAUGAGCCUGCUGUUUCUCAACAUCAAAGUCAGGCGGCUGCAGCUGGUCAGUGACUCACUGGAUGAGCUUGCUAGAAACCGAGCAGACUUGAAGAAGAAGCUGAAAGUGACGUUUGUGGGGGAGGCUGGUUUAGACAUGGGCGGUCUGACCAAGGAGUGGUUUCUCCUUCUCAUCCGGCAGAUCUUCCAUACAGACUACGGCAUGUUUACAUUCUUCAAGGAUUCCCACUGUCACUGGUUCAGCAGCUGGAAGUGUGACAACUACUCCGAGUUCCGAUUGGUCGGAGCCCUCAUGGGCCUGGCCGUGUACAACAGCAUCACCCUGGACAUCCGCUUCCCUCCCUGUGUCUACAAGAAGCUUCUGACCCCGCCAGUGGUGCCGUGUGACCCCGAUACCCCCGUUGGCAUGGCGACCCUCACCCUGGACGACCUGCAGCAGGUCAUGCCUGAUCUUGCUCAUGGGCUGGCAGAACUUCUCAGCUAUGAAGGCAAUGUGGAGGAGGACUUCUGCACAACUUUUCAGGUGUCGCAGGAAGAACUAGGUGUGAUCAAGUCCUACAAUCUGAAACCAGGAGGAGAUAAGAUUCCUGUCACCAACCAGAACAGGAAGGAGUAUGUCCAGCUGUACGUAGAUUUCCUGCUGAAUAAGUCCAUUUACAGGCAGUUUGCUGCCUUCUUCUAUGGCUUCCACAGUGUGUGUGCCUCCGACGCCUUGUUGUUGCUGAGGCCAGAGGAGGUGGAGAUCCUGGUGUGUGGCAGUCCCAACCUGGACAUGAGCUCUCUGCAGAAGGCAGCCCAGUAUGAGGGCUACAGCAAGACUGACCCCACCAUCAGGGCAUUCUGGGACGUGGUGCUGGCCUUCCCCCUGGAGCUCCAGAAGAAGCUGCUCCAUUUCUCAACAGGAAGUGACCGUGUCCCCGUGGGAGGAAUGGCCGACCUCAACUUCAAGAUCUCCAAGAUUGAUGCAUCCACCGACUGGUUGCCUAUAUCUCACACAUGUUUCAACCAGAUCUGCCUGCCAACAUACAAAAAUAAAAAAGAACUGAAGCAGAAGUUAACUAUUGCCAUUUCAAAUGCAGAAGGGUUUGGACUGGAGUGAACUCUGAUCUACAAACCACAAUGGUGGAACUGUAAUUUAUCUUGAUUUGUGGUCAGUAGGGUGUGUACAUUUGGAUAUGUUCAGACAUGCUAUUGGUAUACCAGUAAGCUCUCCGCUUCAACUGUUCUUAGCAAUUAACUUAACCAAUCUGUUUGUAUAGAAAUAUGAGUGAAACGUUAUAUUACAGGUAAAGCUUUCAGAACACUUGUUUGUGCGCUCAAUACCUUUGCCUUUUGGAAAUCGAAAUGGACAUGGAAAAGGUUCUGCCCAGUCCAGUAACAAUGAAGUAGUUUAUUAAAGUAAGGGGUUGAAUGUAGGUUAGAUCCGGGCUGUUUUGGACUGUGCUAAAAUAUCUAGACAGUCUGUCAGUACUGAGGUGUAGGUUCUUAGUGACAGAGCCCAUCUCUCUUCCUGAACUGAGUACCUGUACUCUCUCUUUGACGAAAGCCUUUUCAGGCUUAAGAUUGAACUCAUUCUGAGACUGUUGGUAAAUUAUGAACACAGAGAUUGUCUCCUUGGUAUUUAUACUAAUAUAUUUUGUUGUCAGAGGUCUCAGUGGUUUUAAAACAUUUGGAAGAAGUUCCUGUUAUUUGUGAGCAUACUUUUUAGACCAUCCUUUCAGGAUGUUUUAAUGUAGAGCCUGAAAGGGAAUCAAGCUUCAGUAGGGUUUAAUCAUGUUACAGUAGUUGUGCUGGUUUAUGACCAUUGUUAAUGUGAGAACUUUGGGUAUACCUCUUCCCCCCCAAUUGUCGGUGAUGCCUCUCGAUACAGAUUACGUCUAAUGGAUACGCUUGGUACAUUUGGCAUAUUGUAUGAAAUGGUUACGAAACAUUAAUAGGAUCAUGAUUGAUAUCAAGGCAAAUAAGAGUUAUAUGGACCUCUCACACCUGCAGGCUAGAAUGAUGAAACGGGUGUAUGAUCGUGAACUAUGUCAUUUAAUGCGGUUGUAAAGUGAUCUCUAUUGUAAAGUGACACCUCUUGUGUUGUAGUAGUCAACUCACUCUCAGGAUGUCCACAUUUCAUGUACUGUACGACUCUUCUGAAAUGAUGAUCUUGAUAAGAAAAAGGUCUUUGUUAACGCAGUGGAAAGGUAAACUGCUUUAUUAUUUAAACAUUGAUAGUGCAUGGGUGACGGAGAGAAUUGAAAUGGUGCGGUUUGAAGCCAUGGAGUGGAAAGUGAUGCGGGUGCUGGAGAUGUGGGUCUGGGCAGGGGUGAAGUUGUGGAUUUUUGUAUGAUGUUGUCGUUUGUAUGUGUAUAUUUUGUAUUGUUUAUCAAAUAAAAUAUUUAAAAAAAAGGUAUUUGUUUAAACACAUCCGUUAUGUAAGUGUCACUCCUGUUUCAUUUAGCUUCAUAGUAACCAACGUUAACAGGCUUAGAAGAUCUUGCCUUAGAUUUAGGCCUCCCUCAUCACGCUCUCCUCAGAGAAUGGACACUUACAGAACAGAAUGACUACCUGUGCUUCUGUCACAGGAGCAAGCUGUUAUUUUGAUUUAUGGGCCCAUGUCAGCUGUUUAUCUUUCUACCCAACAGUGAGAAAGUGAAGUUGAAAUGCAUACCACCAACUGUAAUGUCAUGGAAGUUGUUUAAAAUAUCAGCUGUGUCUUAUAGACUAGACUGGACUAUACUAACAUCUUAAACAAAUCUGGGACACUCAAAUUAGUUUGAUAUGUUAUGUUUGAUAUGGUUAGUGCUGAUGUUGCUGAUGUUGUACCCACUGUGACUAUUAAAACCUCCCCUAACCAGAAACCAUGGAUUGAUGGCAGCAUUCGCGCAAAACUGGAAACGUGACCGAAUUCAAACGGUGUAGUUAUUCCCAUUCCCACCGCAAAGGAAAUCAAACAAUCAAAGCGUCAGUAUAGAGACAAAGUAGAGUCGCAAUUCAACGGCUCAAACGCGAGAUGUAUGUUGCAGGGUCUACAGUCAAUCACGGAUUCCUUUUCCGUGGCCAAUGUGAGUAAAACAUCUAAACCUGUUAACCCUCACAAGGCUGCCCUGCAAAGAUGGCCUCCCUAGCCAUGUCCUCAGAGCAUGCGCAAACCAGCUGGCUGGUGUGUUUACGGACAUAUUCAAUCAAUCCCGGGCUGCUGUCCCCACAUGCUUCAAGAUGGCCACCAUUGUUCCUGUUCCCAAGAAAGCUAAGGUAACUGAACUAAAUUACUAUUGCCCCGUAGCACUCACUUCUGUCACCAUGAAGUGCUUUGAGAGACUAGUCAAGGAUCAUAUCACCUUCACUAUACCUGAUACCCUAGACCCACUCCAAUUUGCUUACCGCCCAAAUAGGUCCACAGACGAUGCAAUCGCAACCACACAGCAUACUGCCCUAUCCCAUCUGAUCAAGAGGAAUAUGUAAGAAUGCUGUUCAUUGACUACAGCUCAGCAGUCAACACAAUAGUCCAAAUUCAUCAUUAAGCUGGAGGCCCUGGGUCUCAACCCCAACCUGUACAAUUGGGUCCUGGACUUUCUGACGGUCCGCCCCCAAGUGGUGAAGGUAGGAAACAACAUCUCCACCCCGCUGAUCCUCAACACUGGGGCCCCACAAGGGUGCGUUCUCAGCCCUCUCCUGUACUCCCUGUUCACACAUGACUGCACGGCCAGGCAUAUGACUCCUACACCAUCAUUAAUUUUGCAGAUGACACAACAGUGGUAGGCCUGCUCACUGACAAUGACAAGACAGCCUAUAGGGAGGAGGUCAGAGACCCGGCCGUGUGGUGCCAGGACAACAACCUCUACCUCAACGUGAUCGAGACAGUAGAGAUGAUUGUGGACUACAG
Messenger RNA from Oncorhynchus keta (chum salmon), 5512 nucleotides. Its product is annotated as probable E3 ubiquitin-protein ligase HECTD2. Gene Ontology annotation, biological process: protein polyubiquitination. Gene Ontology annotation, molecular function: ubiquitin protein ligase activity. The record is from RefSeq and is a predicted model, not a curated record. Bases 461 to 2740 code for a protein of 759 amino acids. The transcript has 21 exons. Lineage: Eukaryota; Metazoa; Chordata; Actinopteri; Salmoniformes; Salmonidae.